This is a messenger RNA of Dujonia railenensis, 2103 nucleotides long. Lineage: Eukaryota; Fungi; Ascomycota; Pichiomycetes; Serinales; Debaryomycetaceae. The record is from the annotation of a GenBank genome assembly.
AUGAGCUCAGCCAAUUCAAAGCGACAUAAGACGCUUCCGUUCCGUGUCAUACUUUCCAAUGCAGACAAGAAUGAAUACUCUAGUUUCGCAUGGAUAUUAAGGGAAAGAAGCAGAAUGCCCACUUUAACAGAGACCACGGCCCAUUUGUUGUUGUUGAGGGCAUUUGGAAAGCUCUACGAAAGUAUUACUAAGAACAUUCCAAGCGAAAUUGACAAGAAUAAACUCUGGCAAGUGUACGUCACUAAUGCCGUGCGGAGGUUCAUCUUAUUCAUUAGUGCUUACAGAGACCUGAGACCACUUGAUUUGAAACAAAAGCUUGAAGUCUAUGAAUUUGAAGAUGGUGUCAGAUAUUUUUGUCCAUUGGAGAAGUUGCUCCUACCUUUGGAUAUAUUAAUGGUAUGGCACUCAUUCCUAUUGAACCCUAAAUCAUUCUUAGACGAGUGCGCCCGAAACUCGGUCUUGGAUUUUGCAUACUUCCCAUUCCCAUUACAAAGAAUCAGUGAUGCAAUAUCUAAAGAUACUUUCGAGUAUCUACCUAGGGAUUCCGACAUCCAAACAUUCACAGAGAUAACUUCAAAUUUUAUGAAUAAACUUGAUGCUACCCAUGAAAGAAGCGCAGCACAAAGUUUGAGCCUUAAGUAUGAUGUGACUUUGAGGGAAAUUCUUGACAUGAGUCUAACAGUCUACUGUCCAAUGUGCCACUCUCCACUUAAUAGAACUCCAUAUACCAAUAUUGAAGGAACUGGAUUUUCCGAUAAAAAUUUUACUAUAACGCCAGAAGUGAGAUGCCCAUGUCUUAAAGAAUUAGAUGUGCACAUUAUAAACCAUGAUACCUUACGAUCGUUGCAAAUGUACUCAGAUGUGGCACUGCUGGACCAUGAUCUUAUAUUACCUAAUGUAUACAAAUACUUUUCGAAUGAAUUGCAUCCGGGCAUGUUCGAUGAAGGUAAAGAGUACGGUGUUAGCGCUGCUUGUAAACAUCUAAUAAAGAGCCUCGAUCUGUGGAAAGGAACUUCAGUAAUUGAAUUUAUAAAGAAAUUAUGGAGUGUUCCAAAAUUUUCAAGAAUAAUAAAGAAUAUUUUAAGGCACUAUCUACAAAUGAAUUUAAUCCAUAAUUCAAUUCCGGCAAAUCUUAAUACGUACUCCGAUGGAGUACUGAACAUGACAACUUUGGUUAUGAUAACUGAAGAUCUUGUUGGAUGCAUCUUACGACAACAGAGAUUUAUUGAAAAGAUGAACAAAAUUAACUUAUUAGAGUCACCUAUGUUGGGAAACUCCCUAAUGGAAUCAUCAGUUAGAUAUGAUAGAUUUUUCCAAUUGAUGACCAUGAACAAGAAGAAUCAAAUAGUAGUACCAACUUUAGAUAUAGAUAUGUUUUGGCACACUCACAUGUUGUCAACCUUCUACUAUCUAGAGAAAUGCACCAGCAGUAAAGCUAAGAUGAUAAUAGACCAUAACGACAAGAUCGAAGAAUCAAGAUUAUCACUGAAUUUUGAGAAGACUGCAAAGUUGUACAGCGACAAAUUCAAAGAGCCGUAUUCAAUUUGCUUUUGUUGGUACUGUGUUGCAACCAGGGAGAAAUUUAAGAAGAAGAAGAAGGUAUUUGGAAAGAAAAAGGAUGAGGUUAAGUUGUACAGUACUAGUUGGCUCUUCAAUUGGGAUAAUGAAACUGGAAUUACUCACAUUUCUACUCACAAUUACAUCGAAUGGCCAGGCAACCGAGGAAGCAAGAACAGGGAAUUACUUUUCGAUGCCUAUCACCAAAAGCCCAACGAGCAGUACCCGUGGAAAGACGAUACCCACCAAAGAGCAAGCUACGACGGGAUGUUUGUGAUAUCUCCUAUUGCGCCCAUUAAUCAACAAAAUACAGAGCUUUGGGGACCUGGAGCCUGUAUUAGUUCAGGACCGGAGGGAAAUGGCGGUGGGUGCAGCGGUGCGGCCUGCGGAAGCAGUGAAUGUGGAAACAAUGGUCCUGGAAGAGGUGUUCUCUGUGGGUCUGCUGUGAGUGCCUGUGGCGUUGACGGCUCGGGAUCCUUGAGCGGAGGAGCAAGUGCCAUGAAUGGGAAUAUUCCGUCUUGUGGUUCAGAUGGAUGGAUGGGCUGA